Messenger RNA from Chara braunii, 7886 nucleotides. The record is from the annotation of a GenBank genome assembly. NCBI's taxonomy places the organism in Eukaryota, Viridiplantae, Streptophyta, Charophyceae, Charales, Characeae.
CAUGAUAUGUGAAUCUCUCAGCGGAUGGAGGAAAGCAUAUGCCAGCCUGCUUCAAAAGUUUUCUUGGGGGCUCAGUUGAGCAGGCUUGUUGUGAUCAUCCACACCCGCUUUGUCAGUACCCCCCUGGCACAGGUUUGGGGGCUUUGGUCCCAGGUGGCCUAAGGGAAGGAGAAAAUGGAAAGUCUGCGAGAUUCAGGCUCGGAGCGGAGUGGGCCACCGGAAAUUCAACAAGUGGUCGCUGAUCCUUCUCCUGUUGACCCUGGGAAAGUUGACCAAAUGAAAGGCGAGAGAAUUGUGGUGUAUGUGGAGGUGGUGCCACUGAAACCAAAACAUGCAUAUGCUCUCAAGCAUGCAUUGCGGCUCUGUCAGACAGAUCGGGGAGACACUCUCACGCUCCUUCAUGUCCUGUCGCUUUUCAAGAAAAACCCUGCGAUUGGUAGAGGGGCUGUGCCGCUGGGGCCAGGUGUGCGAGAGGCGUUGGAGGCCUGCCUGCUGGAACAUGAGCAACGAGCCCAGUUCUCUUUGGAGGAGUUGAAGAAAGUCCUCUGUGACACCCAGAAUAUUGACGCUGAAAUUUCAAUUGUGCCCUGCGGCGCAUCAGAUGUGAAGACCACACUACUGAACACUCUCCGCGAAAUGAAAGCUACCAAAGUCAUCAUGGAGAUGACAAUACAGAAAUGGCCAAUUUCGGCAAAGAGUGCAAUUGUGGAUUCAUUCUGCAAAGAGGACGUUCCAUGUGAGGUUAUUGUCAUUGGGAAGGACCGAGUUGUUGCCACUUAUGUCCCUCAACUGGCUGCGGGUUCUGCAGACUGUGCCACAAACCUGCUCAGCGAUGCGUCUACAGGGCCUGCUCUUUCCAGCGGUCUUUCUAAAGACAGUACUGACGGCAAUGCUUCGGAUGAUGACGAUGCAGGAACAGUUCAUUCGCAUGCUCUUUCACACUGCACCGCUCCUUCAGUUGCUCGCCUCUAUGCACCAAAACAGAUCCAGGUGCAGCAAGGGCAGGGUGACAAAUUUCCACAGCCACCGCUUUCUGAGAGCAGUUCGUCGGCAGGUGAUAUCCAGCAGAAACCUGCUGCUGCUGUGGAGUCCACUGGGGACACCUUCAAUCAGCUAUUAACCAACUUUCUGGAGAAGUUGCCGUGGUCGAAGCUUGGAAGUCAAACUACUGAACCACGUACUGAGGCCAAAGGAACUCCAGGGUGCAGCAACUCCGCCAGGACGUGGUCGCUCUGUAGCCCCACCGCGGCUUCAUAUUCCACAGUUGCUGCACCCAACAUGUCUUUAACAGGUGCAGCAGAUGAGCAGCCUUCUGACCACUCCGCAUUGAACUCCGAGCCUUCCACCAGCGCAGUCAGCUUGCCAUUGGAGGGUCCAGGUGUGCGUCCGCCGGGCUCACCGUCUUUGACUGAAAACCCUGCCCCUGCUGGAGAGAAGUUGACGGGCCAGACAACAACAGUGUCUUCGGGUUGCGUUACGUCGUCGCAUUCGUGCCGUGCAGAGGGUCAUCGCCAAGAGACCAAUCACGGGGAAGAGUAUGAGUGCUUGGCUGAUGGGGAUAAUGAAGAACACGGUGUUCAUGUUAGAGAAAGCGCGGCUGGCCGAAUUUCACGCUGUGAUGAUGCUGAGGUCGAGGCGACUCCCGUCAGAGUGUUUCCGGACUGUGUUGCUCGAGAGAUGAAGGAGCCAGAAAAAGAUGCCGUUGAUGUGCAAGUGGCAAUUAGUAAUGCAGCAAAUGCUGUGCGAUUCCUGCCAGAUGUACUGGUUGAUUUACCCAUUGUGGAUAAUUCUGGUGAAGCGAAAGCAGGUGAACUUGGAUCCCGCACAGAAGUGUUGGAGUGUGUUGCUGAGAAAGAGGAUGUGGUUCCAUGUGAGGAGGGAGGAUUGCAUGGUGCACUAUUGUCACCGUCGCCACAGACGUCAUCGGUAUCAUUGCCAGUGUCGACAUCAUUAUUAUCAUCAUCGUCAUCUCCAUCAUUGUUGUUGCCGUCAUCAUUGUUAUCACCAUCAUCACUGUUGCUACCAUCAUCAUUGUUGUCAUCGUCAUCAUCAUCGUCUUCGUCUUCAUCAUCACUGUUGUUGCCGUCAUUGUUAUCAUCAUCCUCACCAUCGUUGUUGUUGCCGUCAUCAUUAUCAGCAUCACCGUUGCCAUCAUCAUCAUCAUCAUCAUCAUCAUCAUCAUCAUCAUCAUCACCAUCAUCGUCAUCAUCAGUGUCAUCUCUUUUGCAGGAUGGAAGAUACCAUCACAACGCGAGCACAGGUUUGAAUCAGGCCGACGACAGACAAGGGAAAGCCUGUGCUCUGAGCGGGAGCUCUUACGGACGCGGUUGGACUUCAAAGUCGUUGGGUUAUCUCCAACUGGCACUGCUUGAAGAGAUCCGGCCAUUGGAGCUGAAAAACAGGAAGUUGACUGAGGAGUUAAGCAGGCUGCAUGUGGAGUUGCAACAGGGUGAUCCAGAGUGCAAACAAGUAGGRCCCACUCGAGGUGGUACCGCCACCCAACCAUACACGARGGAGGAGGAGGAGAAGAUGGCCGCCAUCCUGCAGGAGAGGAAGGAGAAGAAGGAGGCCAAGAAGAAGGCCUUGAAAGAAGAACAGGCGGCCAAAUUGAAGAAGAUGGAGGAAGAAAUGGCCAGGGAGAAGGAGAGGCUGAUAAAGGAAGAAGAGGAGAAGCUGAAGGAGGUGGAUGAAGACGAGGAGGGACCACCACUGCAAAGGAGUGGGCAGCACAGCGGCCGCAACAGUGAUGAGAUGGAGAAGAAGAUUUCGGAGUGGGUCGCCAACUUAUCCCUGGGUGAGGAGGAAGAGGUUGCUAUGUACAUCCCCAAGGAUGAGCAAGAAGCCGCCAUGAAGAAAUGGGAAGUAGAAGAAGAUGUUCUGACGCGGCGGGCGAUGGAGGAUGAACAGAGGAUGGCGUGGAAGCGCAGUGAUGAGGGAGAAGAAGUGAAGAGUGGAGGCGGCGAAUGCAGCAAUGCAAGAACUAGCGGAGUGGAGAUCAUCGCCCAGAGCGUUGACCGGUUAGCUAAAGUGCAAGAAAAACACUAUGAGUUUAGUCGCAGCCAGGAGAUAUCCGUGCGUUCGAUGCGAACGGGAUUACGGGAUUUUUCUCGCGAACUAGUAGGCGCUGUGGGAUCCGAGGUGAGUCAUUGCCUCGAGAAGACUGAGCAUAUUUGUGUCGGCGCCAUCGAAGGCGUCAAGGUGGCCGCUCCCAAGGAGGAGGAGGCCCGUCCGCGCAGGGAGCCAGUCAAAGUCAAAUUCCCUGAUUCCUACAGUGGGAAAAGGGAAGAGAACUUUGACAAUUGGGAGGCCAAUGUUAAGACCUAUGUGCAUUUGCAAGAGGUCUCCCCGGAUCAGCAGGUCUUAAUUGCGAUCCAUGCACUCAGAGACGAGGCCGCCAGUUUCGCGAGAUCCCUUGUUCGUGUUGCCAACUGUAGUGACGAUCCAGUUGCGUACUCCUCGUUUACGUCCCUCAUUGAAUUCUUGAAGCUUCUGCGCGAGCGAUUCGCUGAUGUUGCCCACACCUCCCUCACAGGCGUGGCGGAAGAGUUGAAGGAGAGGAGGCCCGCCUGGGUCAAGAUGAAGAUGGAGAAUAAAGGGCAGCUGAUUUUAUUAGAUGCAGAGAUUUUUAGAAGUAGAGUAGGGGCCCUAGUAGACUCAGGGGCCACCCGCAGCUAUAUUAGUAAGCAAGCGCUGCAGAAGUUGAGGCUGGGACUUAAGGUCCAGAAACUCACAGACCCCAUAGUUAGUAUCCUCGCGGACAAUCGUACCAUGGUUGUAGAGGAUUACGUAGAGGGAGUUCAGGCGUAUUUCCGCCUAGAGAAAGAUGGGAAGGUGGAGAAGGUCCUCCACUCCCUGACUCUCCUCGUAGAGGACAGCCUCCCGUUUGAUAUAGUACUGGGAAUGGAUUGGGGAGAGACAGUCGGGGCAACGCUCCAUCUGAAGGAGCACGAGUGUAGACUCCCUAGUUCUACAGGCGAGGCUAAGACUGCCCGCAUGUUUCAUGUGUCAGGAGUAGAGAAUUCCUUGGCACAUUGCUGCCUUAAUGCCCCUGCGUUCGCCAGAUUGGUGAAGAAGGAGAAAUUAGAGGAACAGGUCUUUGUUGCCUAUGUUAGGCCCGUCACUGAGCCUACGGAAGAGAAGCCGAUGGACCCUGCGAUUGCCAAGCUGCUGGAGGAGUUUAAGGAUUUGACUGAGCCGCCGACAGGCACGGUGCCGCGACCCAUCCAGCACCGUAUCGAGAUAGAGCCUGGCAAUAGAACUCCUAAGGGUGUUGUGUAUAGGAUGUCCCCGCGGGAGUUAGAGGAGCUUUGCAAGCAAUUAGACGAGCUCCUCGAGAAGGGUUGGAUUAGGCCCAGUUCGUCUCCUUUCGGAGCGCCUGUUCUCUUUGUUCCUAAGAAAGAGGGAGAGCUGAGAAUGUGCAUAGAGCCGUGGUUAGACAGAUUCGUUGUAGUUUAUCUAGAUGACAUCCUAGUGUUUAGCCGGACCCUCGAAGCGCAUCGGGGUCAUCUCAGGCAAGUCUUGGAGAAGCUGAGAGAAGCUAACUUCAAGAUCAAUGCAAAGAAGUGCAAUUGGGCGAAGACCCAAGUUUUGUAUCUAGGCCAUGUCUUAGACGGAGACGGCGUUAAGCCAGAAGAUAGCAAGAUCGCAGCGAUUAGAGAUUGGCCCACGCCACGUACGUUGACAGAGUUGCGCUCGUUCCUGGGCUUAGCGAAUUACUACAGGAAGUUCGUAAGGAACUUCUCCACCAUCGCUGCGCCCCUUCGCAGAUUGCUGAGAAAAGAGACAAUCUGGAAGUGGGACAAGGACUGCACGUCCGCCAUGAAGAAGCUAAAGCAGGCGUUGAUAGAGUAUCCGGUCCUUAAGGUCGCCGAYUCGUCCUUGCCUUUUGUUGUUACUACGGAUGCUAGCCAGUACGACAUAGGCGCAGUGUUACAGCAAGACGAUGGCAAUGGCUAUAGACCCGUAGAGUUCAUGUCCGYUAGGAUGCCUUCAGAGAAGGUUGCGACAUCUACCUAUGAGAGGGAACUCUACGCUCUCAGGCAAGCAUUAGACCACUGGAAGCACUACUUGCUUGGGAGGCACUUCAAAGUCUAUUCGGACCAUGAAACGUUACGGUGGUUAAAGACCCAGGCCAAGAUGACACCUAGGCUUACUAGGUGGGCCGCAGAGAUAGAUCAGUACGACUUCGAGCUCAAGCCUGUCAAAGGGAAGUACAACGUAGUCGCGGAUGCUCUGAGUAGGAGAGCAGAUUACUUUGGGGCAAUAGUACAUUACCUCGAUAUAGGAAAGGAUCUGCAGCAGAAGGUUAGAGAAGCCUACGCGCAGGAACCUAUCUAUAGUGAUCUCCUCACGCGAGUCAAGGAGGCCCCAGAGACCGAGCCGAACUACCGCACUACUGGAGGGUUACUCUUCGAGAAGACUAAUGUCUUUGACCGGUUGUGCAUCCCCAAUAGCGAAGAGAUCCGUAGUCUGAUUAUGGGGGAAUGUCACAACACAGAGGGUCAUUUCGGUUGGCAAAAGACUUUGGCCAAUCUGAUGCGCGCGUAUACCUGGCCAGGGAUGAAGAAUGACUGCGUAGAGUAUGUUCGCAGUUGCAAAGUCUGCCAGCGUAAUAAGAGUUCUACGCGCGCCCCGCUAGGUCUUCUCAGACCCUUGCCCAUUCCGGAUCAGCCAGGAGACUCAGUGUCAAUAGAUUUCAUGGACACUCAAGUCAAGAGCAGGCAUGGCAAGAGCCAAGUCAUGGUCAUAGUUGACCGCUUUAGCAAGUACGCAGUUUUUGUUCCUUUGCCUUCUGAGGCGCAUACUGAUUUAGUCAUACAGAGGUUCUUUGACUGUUGGGUUGCUGACAAGGAAGAGAAGUAUCAGAAGAGAAUUGAUGAGCUGGAAGCUGCUUUAAGGGAUAUAAAGUCCCGGUUCAAGGAUAAAGAAAGACAUUGUGAGAUGCUCCUCAAGAUGUUAAAGGAUGUGGAGAGUCACAAGCAAGAGGCUGAAACAAAGGCUACUCAUGAGGAGGAGAGGAGGACAAACCUAGAGCGUGGCCUUGAAAAGGCCCAGAAAUCACUUGAAGAUGUUGUCAGAACCGUCGGCGAGUUCCGGAGGAAAGAAGAGGUCCUCAAAAGAGAGUUGGAUCAGGCAAGGAAGUUUAUUGAAGAGGAGAAAAGAAGAGUGACUGAAAUUGAUGCAUAUCGAAAUGAUGAGGCAACAAGGAGAGCGAUCUUAGAGAUUCAGCUGCAAAAUCUUCAAGACGAGGUGAAUGAGAAGACUACUGCAUUGGAAUGCGCACCAAGGCCAUUGUGUGAGUUCAGCUAUGAGGAGUUACAGCAAGCAACAGAUGACUUCAGUGAUUCAAGAAAACUGGGAGAGAGCAGGUUCGGGGCCACAUAUGUUGGUGAGAUGCAGAUUGGGCGUGUUGCUGUGAAAAUUUUACGUUCUGGAUGGGACCAAGAUCUGUCAUGUGAGGAGUUGAGGAAGGAGGUGGAGACCCUGAGUUGCAUCCAUCACCCCAAUCUUGUAAUGCUACUUGGUGCUUGUAUUGAACGGCGAUGCCUUGUUUACGAGUUUAUGAAUAACAGCAGUCUUCAGGACCAUUUAUCAGGACGAUCCAACAUGGAUUCCCUGUCGUGGCAUGUACGGUUCCAAAUUGCUGCAGAGGUUGCUCGUACGCUUCAUUUUCUGCAUACGUGUUUCCAUGAACCCGUGGUCCAUCGUGAUCUCAAACCGGCAAACAUAUUUCUGGACAAGAAUCACGUCAGCAAAAUCGGCAACUUGGGACUCAAUAGGCUCAUGCCGCAGGCUGUCGCUGAGGCAUAUGCAGUGCACCAUACCAUGCAGCCACAGCCUGUUCUUCUCCGUGCCUUCGCAUACGUCGACCCUGAGUACUUUGUGACAAGGACCCUUGUGCCCCAAUCUGAUAUCUACUCGCUUGGCAUUAUAAUUCUUCAGCUCCUGACUGGGAAGAACUCUCCUGAAGUUUCAGGAUCAAUGCAGUUGGCAAUAGCAGACAAUCAGCUGGAAAGUAUCCUGGACAGGACGGCAGGGCGGUGGAACCUGGACCAAGCGGAGAAGGUGGCAUUACUGGCAUUGAAAUGUGCGGAGGUGAGGCGCCGAAAUCGUCCAGAUCUGCAGACGCAGAUACUUCCGGUGUUGGAAAUGGUUUCCAGACUUGCAGCGGAAGAAGCAGCAGCUGAUGUUUCAACGCGGCAUGCGGGGAUCCCGGCAGAGGCUGUGGCGACCAUGUUCAUGUGCCCAAUAACACAGCGGCGGAUUGCUGUCUGUGCUCGUCAAUAAAUCGGCGCCGUUGUUGUUUACGGUUGUUAAUGGUCAGUUGUGAGAGGUCAUGCUCAGUGUCUAUUAGCUCCAAAGGCCAGUAGCACAAGUUUUGGAUUGCUUCUCAGUUUGCAUCUUGUGAUGAGCAUAUAUCGUGCCGCGUUUUGAAAUUCUGUAAGGCAAAAAAUUGAUCCUGUAAUGGUUGGUAGGUGGAGCAUUGGCGGAAUGAAACCGUUCCCGUACUCCCAAGUACGGUAGUGGAACAUUUGUGGAUGUUCAUCUUAGAAGAUUAGCUCUUGCCAGUUCUCACCACAAUUAAUGUAGGCGAGGGGUCCGUAAAUGUUUUUUUAACUUUUUUUCUUUACCUGUAUGGAAGUACAUGCUGGCCAGUGGCCACCGUCAACAUGCAACAUGCUAGAUUGCAUCACCGUCAACAUGCAACAUGCUGGCUUGCAUGGAAAGAGCAGCUUUACUAAGGUAGGAAUGGACAAAGAAGGGAAGCAGAUUGAGUGCAGGACUGGGCAAAGGAAGGAAGCAGGCAAAGGAAGGAAGCAGAGUGCGCUUUAGUCCUUUCUUUUCCUAUUGAAUUGCAGGAUUUUGUAGUUAACCCAGUCAGAUCG